Messenger RNA from Impatiens glandulifera, 1126 nucleotides. Its product is annotated as flavanone 3-dioxygenase 3-like. The transcript has 3 exons. Bases 1 to 1062 code for a protein of 353 amino acids. Lineage: Eukaryota; Viridiplantae; Streptophyta; Magnoliopsida; Ericales; Balsaminaceae. The record is from RefSeq and is a predicted model, not a curated record.
AUGGAAAAGAGAAGUGCACCAAGUAGUUCAUUUACCAGUGCAAUGUCAUUAACCCUAAAGGGGUUGGAUCAUGUACCUGGGCAUUAUGUUCUUCCCCUUUCUCAUCGUCCAAAUCAUACAAGUUCUGAAACUCCCCUCAGACUUCCCAUAAUAGAUCUUUCCUGUCUACAUCAACCUUCACUAAGGCCCUUGGUGAUAGACAAAGUUCGCACUGCCUGCAAGCAGCUUGGUUUUUUUCAGGUCGUCGGACAUGGAAUACCUCCUUCUGUGAUAACUGAGGCCAUAGAAGCUGCAACAGAUUUCUUUGAUAUGCCUAUUGAGGAGAAGAUGCACCUUGAAUCCAGUAACGUGCACAACCCUGUGAGGUAUGGUACAAGCAUGAACCAUGUCAAGGACAAAGUUUAUUUCUGGAGAGACUUCAUCAAGCAUUACUCUCACCCACUUCAAACUUGGAUCAAUCAAUGGCCUUCAAAUCCUCCAAGUUACAAGGAGAAGAUGGGAAACUAUGCAAAGGCGGCGCACAUGCUUCAAAACCAACUGAUUGAACUAGUUUUUGAGAGUUUAGGGUUAAAUCCUAAAUACUUACAUGAGGACAUUGAAGCGGGUGCGCAAGUCUUGGCUGUCAAUUGCUAUCCAGCAUGCCCUGAACCAGAUCUUGUGCUAGGCAUGCCACCACAUUCAGACUAUGGUUCUCUAACAAUCUUACUCCAAAGCAGGGAGGGCCUGGAAAUCAUGGACCAAGAUAAGAAGUGGCAUCAUGUUCCAGUUCUUCCAGGUUCUUUAAUAAUCCAGCUAGGAGACCAGAUGGAAGUCAUAAGCAAUGGCCACUAUAAGAGCACAAUUCACAGAGCAACAGUUAACAUGGAAAAGAGGCGAAUCUCAAUUGCCAGUCUCCACAGCUUGGGUCUGAAUAAGAAAGUUGGACCAGCAAUGGAGCUUGUAGACGAGCAACAUCCAAUGUCCUAUUCAGAAGGAAGCUUCAAUGGCUUUCUACACUACAUAUCUGGAAAUGAUAUCAUGGAGAAAAGUUAUAUUGAAACCUUAAAGAAGAAUCCAUAUUAAGUAAGAUCAAGUUGUCCAUCUAAAUUUAAGAGAACAUUUAGAGAUCUGCAUGUAUGAUAAUAAU